AGUUGUUGGUAGUAAAUGUGCCACGUCUUCUAGGAAGGAGGAGUCCUGAACUUGCCCAAGGCCUUUGCUUCCGAGCCUUCAACCACAUUCUUAACUCUGUGAAGUCGUGGAUACUUUCUCUGCUUUUGUAGGGACUUCUUUUCUGCCCCAGAAUCAUGAGGCUUUUCUUGCGGAAUGCGGUCGUGACGCUGUUAGUCACAGCUCUGAGUGGGGCUCUGAUCCCCGAACCAGAAGUGAAAAUUGAAGUUCUGCAGAAGCCGUUCAUCUGCCAUCGUAAGACCAAAGGAGGGGAUUUGAUGUUGGUCCACUAUGAAGGCUACUUAGAAAAGGACGGCUCCUUAUUUCACUCCACUCACAAACAUAACAAUGGUCAGCCCAUUUGGUUUACCCUGGGCAUCCUGGAGGCUCUCAAAGGUUGGGACCAGGGCUUGAAGGGAAUGUGUGUGGGAGAAAAGAGAAAGCUCAUCAUUCCUCCUGCCCUGGGCUAUGGAAAAGAAGGAAAAGGUAAAAUUCCGCCACAGAGUACACUGAUAUUCAACAUUGAUCUCCUGGAGAUUCGAAAUGGACCAAGAUCCCAUGAAUCCUUCCAAGAAAUGGAUCUUAAUGAUGACUGGAAACUCUCCAAAGAUGAGGUUAAAGUGUAUUUAAAGAAGGAGUUUGAAAAGCAUGGUGCUGUGGUGAAUGAAAGUCAUCAUGAUGUUUUGGUGGAGGAUAUUUUUGAUAAAGAAGAUGAAGACAAAGAUGGAUUUAUAUCUGCCAGAGAAUUUACAUAUAAACAUGAUGAGUUGUAGAGAUAUGUGUGUCCAUUUUAUAUAGCAUCCAUCUUUAAAGAGAGGGCAAUCAUCUUUAAAGAAAGACAUCUUUUUUAACAAUGUUCCGUUCUUGCUUUGGUUUUUAUUUUUAUAUAUUUUUCUGACUAUUAUUUAAAGAACCCCUUAGAGGUUUUAUUAUCCAUUUCUUUCUGGUAAGUUAUUGGGAAGAAAUAAUUAAUUUGUCUUUGAAUAGAAGACUUCUCGACCAUUUUCCAUUUUGACAUAUGAAGUCUUGUUUUACUUGCUUACUUGUAAUUUUAAAAUAUUGCAACUGAGAACAUACCACACAUGAGACCAGGUUAUAGCACAAAGCAGUUCCCGAUAUUUCUUCUUCCCUCUGUUUUCUCCAAGUUAGAUACUGACAUAUUUUAAAAGCCUUUUGCAGUUGCCCAAGUCUUGCUAUUUUCAUGUUAUAAUGAAAUAGUUUAUUUUAAGUGCCUUUGAGUUGCUGCUUGAUGAAAAUGGUUGUUAGACUUUAAUUGUUAACAGUUAGUCCUUUCCUAAGGAGACGUGCAAUGCCGAAAUGAAUGACAAAGUUAAUAACUUAUAAAUAUGUUUGCAUUGAAACAUUCUGCACUCGGUUCUUAGGGACUAAUGGCCUAAUGUGAUAAAUAGGAAAAAUCGUUUAUGUGUUUCUUUGUCAUAAAAUGUACCAAAAUGUUAUAGAGGAGGUAAUAAAUUGUAUUUAUAUUCAGUGUUUACUAUUUAGGCUAGCAGAUUAGCCUUCCUGGUUCUUUAACGAAUACAGUCUAUAACUAGUGUAUUAUGUCACAAUGACAUUAUAUCAUAAGAGAAAUUAGUAAUCCAAUUAAGAAUUUUCCAUUUCUGCCUCAUCACAAAGUGAGGGAGACCUACUGCAGCUACUAUUGAAUAGGUGCUUAUCCUGGGUCAAAAAAUUGAUGAUUUUAUAAUUUUACCUUAAAUUGGCUUUUAUAUUUAAUACUCUUAAAAAAGUCUCCAAAUCUCCAUUUACUAAGAAUAGUCAUUUAUAUUUUACAAACUAUCAAGUGCAUUAUUGUCUUGGACUCUCAUUGCUCUGAUGUCUAUGAAAAAAGCUGGUGGAUCUUAUGAUAACUACUUUAGAGAUGAAAAACUGUCAUUCAGAGAUAUUGAUUAUUAUACCCAAGGUCAACAGCUAAAUUGUAGAACCAGUUUUCAGUCCCCAAGUUCAUUGACUUACUAUUGCCCUCUACUAAUGAAAAAAAAAAUGUUGAAUUCAUUGGCCUCAAUUCUCCAGUUUGCUGUUCUGCUGUUUGUCUUUGGGUUCUUGUCCUCUGAAUAUGGUUUACUGGCUGUUUCUGGUACAUUAGAAUUCUCCCCGUGACCAAGGAAUGGCUCUGGUUUCAUAGGAUAAUCUUGGGUUUAGCUCUGAAUUGCCUCAAAAACCCCGAACAGUGAGAGGUUCCAGGUGUGUGUCUUUAAUUCUUCCCUUCCUGUUUGCCUCCAUGUUUGUUUUUUAAAAAGAAUUAAGAGCAACUAUUACAUCAUAUAUAGACUACUUUCACUAAUUACAUAUUGACAUCUUCCUCACUGAAACAUAUGAGGGUACACUUCAAAAAGUUUGUGGAAAAAUGUAAUUAAAAAAUAAUACAAAUCUUUCCGCAGUCUUUUUUUAAGACCCUUCAUGUACUUCUUGGGAAGAAUGUACUAUAACAGCUUUCUCUGAAGCAAUCAGCUAUAUCUUGAAAACUGUUAAGUCAUCACUGAUGUUUUCCUGAAACUGGAGGAGUAAUAAGUCACAGUACAGAAAGCUUUAUACUGUAUGAUGGGAGGAAGGAAAGUAGCUUGUCCUGUGGUGCUACUUUGUAUAAAGAUUACUGAUGCUGUCUAUGGUAGAGCAAGAAAAGUAAAAAGAAUUUUGAUUAUUCAGACAGCAUAUUCUUUAUCUUGUGUGAAUUUGUAUCAAUCUCAUCUAAACAUUUGGACACAAAUACGAAAUGAAAAAUAUAUAUAGAUUAUGGUUGUUUUUAAGUUAUCUGCUUUUUUAUCUUAGCUGUACCUUUGCACCCUUCCGGUAGUGGGAAUAAUCAGACAUGAACUGUGACUUCACAUGUAUAUAAUUUGACUCAUUAAUACUGCUUGAUGUGUCAUACUGAAAUUUAUAUGACGAUGUU
This is a messenger RNA of Cynocephalus volans (Philippine flying lemur), 2926 nucleotides long. It is a transcript of the gene FKBP14, whose product is annotated as FKBP prolyl isomerase 14. The record is from RefSeq and is a predicted model, not a curated record. NCBI's taxonomy places the organism in Eukaryota, Metazoa, Chordata, Mammalia, Dermoptera, Cynocephalidae. The transcript has 4 exons. Gene Ontology annotation, molecular function: calcium ion binding; peptidyl-prolyl cis-trans isomerase activity. Bases 156 to 791 code for a protein of 211 amino acids.